AUGUCGUCCAUCUCCACCUACGACGAGCCCAGUUCAAGCUACCGCUCAGCAGGCAAGCUCGCGCUCGACCUGAGCAACGCCAGAGCGAUCGAAAAUCUCCUCCAUGAGGUGUUUGCGAGCAUACAGCAACCGGCAGACCGGACCGAGUUCGCUUUGACGCAUACCGCCCCCACCAUUGCCGCCUCCCUCGAAGAGAACUUGACCAUUCUCACAGACCUUGAGGAGCAGCUUCCUGAGGUUGGCACUCAGAUUCGUGACAUUCGCAGAGUCUAUGACCGCGGUCGAGAGAAGGCCCAGCAACUCAUGACGUCGCUCGAAUGGCUGAACACACCAGUAUCGCUACGACUGCGUGCCAUCAUCUUCACGCCAAAUGCGCCAGUGGGCAAGCGUUGGAAGGUCCUCGUGCGAACGAUAUUUGCGAUGGUGCUCUGCGCUUGUCUAUGGAUCGCAUGGAUCACUAUCUACGGCGCAGUACGUGCCCACCGACAGCGCCUCAUGUGGGUCUCUCCUAUCCCCCGCACGCAUUCUCCUGCAUCUCAUCUCAUCUCUCUAACCUCUCUGCUCGCUCUCUACGCCUCUAUGACCCCCUUCCUUGCACUCGGCACCUCGGUUGUCUUUCCCGACUUCGAUACCACGUCCUCCUGCUUUGCUCUCCCCCACAUCAUUCCGCCACUACUUCCUCUGCAAUAG
Epithele typhae is the source of this 690-nucleotide messenger RNA. RefSeq lists its product as uncharacterized. The record is from RefSeq and is a predicted model, not a curated record. The transcript has 6 exons. The coding region runs from base 1 to 690 and encodes 229 amino acids. NCBI's taxonomy places the organism in Eukaryota, Fungi, Basidiomycota, Agaricomycetes, Polyporales, Epitheliaceae.